Molecule: messenger RNA, 2400 nt
Organism: Ipomoea nil (Japanese morning glory)
Lineage: Eukaryota; Viridiplantae; Streptophyta; Magnoliopsida; Solanales; Convolvulaceae
Product: ubiquitin carboxyl-terminal hydrolase 24-like
Exons: 7
Coding region: 520-2142 (540 amino acids)
Biological process (GO): protein deubiquitination
Cellular component (GO): cytosol; nucleus
Molecular function (GO): cysteine-type deubiquitinase activity; cysteine-type endopeptidase activity
Source: RefSeq, a predicted model, not a curated record
UAUAUACAAACAGAAGUGCAUGAUACACCAUAGAUUCCAACAUGUAAACAUUGGUAAGCUUGUUAGUUGUUGGCUUGUUGCAUUUAUUAGAAUUUAAAUUUAAAAAGAAAAAGAAGGGAAAAAAGUUUUUAGGCGUGAUCGAAUAUGCUGGUUCGGGUUGCCAAAAAUAGUGUCGUCUCCAAUUAUUUACAGUGCCUCUUCCCCCAUUGUCUCCGUUUGGGCUCUCCAUUUCUCCUCACUGUUUGCCCAAAAACCCUUUUUGUCCGCCAUUACAACACUUUCUUCACCUCCAAACCCGAAAUCCUCACAAGAGGGAGAGAGACCAAACCCUAACAAACACUCUUCUCUUCUCUUCCCCUCUCCUCUCUUCUUCUUCUCCCCCCGCAUUUUCAUGUCUUCUGUUGUCUUCCUGGUCUCCUGCAUUUGGCUCCCGAUUCACACCCCUCUACGGCGCCGCUUCUUCUCCGAUGGCCUCCUCACUGGCUCUCCUCUGAGCCUGUCCUGCUCCAGUCUUCGAAUAUGACUGAUCCCAAGGUUUUCAUCUUUGGGUCAUUCACAGAAGAUGAGAUUAGAUCUUUGCAAGGGCACCCAAUGAAGAAUGAUGUAGAGAUUACAUUUGGUUCUUUGGAUUCUGCAACCCUAAGAUCUGUGGGAAUUUUGAACUCAAAUCCAACAAAAGUUGAUUAUUCUAGGGGAGCUCAACCAUCCAAGGUUUUUAGUAAGGAGAACUCCAAAAAUACUUCUGGCAGUACUGAAAAAGCAACAAUACCAGUAAUCUUCUCACAAGAAAAUGGAAGCAUAGGUGGUUCAGAUCUGGGUUACCACAGUACUGCCCAUGAAGUGAAACCUUGCAACAAAGCACAUCAAUUGUUGAGUUCUGAAGGUUCUUCUGUCACACCAAAGGAAUCAAGUAUAAAGCAGGAAUCAACUGUGAACGUGACUAACUUAUCAACCUCCUUGGAUGGGGUUUCAUUGGGUGAAUCAAAGGACUUUAAUGUAGGCAAUUGCAGACAAAAUGUUGUAAAAGCAUCAAAUGGGCCUGUUAAUACAAUUAUAUAUUUACUACCUCGAGGUUUAGUGAACUUGGGCAACCUGUGCUUUCUCUGUGCAACCCUUCAGGCCCUGCUUUCUUGUGCACCAUUUGUGCAACUCUUGCAGGAACUUAGAACUCGUGACAUACCAGAGACUGGCUAUCCAGCACUUCGUGCAUUUGUUGAGUUUAUCUCUGAUUUCGAUAUGCCCCUCAAAUCAAAUUUGAAGAGAAAAGAUCUGGUAUCUAUGGAGACUGGGAAGCCUUUCCGCCCUCUGAUGUUUGAAUCAGUUUUGAAAUGUUUCACUCCAGAUGUCCCAAACAGCUUGACUGGCAGACCAAGGCAAGAAGAUGCUCAAGAAUUCCUCAGUUUUAUUAUGCAUCAGAUGCAUGAUGAAUUGCUGAAAUUAGAAGGUCAGUUGCCAAAUGGUGUUGGAAGGAACUCCUCUUUGGUUUCAUCUGUACAUGUGGAUGAUGAUGAAAAUUGGGAAACUGUUGGCCCACGAAAUAGGACUGCAAUUACCAGGACACAGAGCUUUGUCCCUUCAAAAUUAAGUGAAAUUUUUGGUGGUCAGUUGAAGAGCAUUGUGAAGGCAAGAGGUAAUAAAGCCUCAGCAACUGUACAACCAUUUAUGUUGCUCCACCUUAACAUUUGCCCGGAUCCUGUUUGUACAAUAGAAGAUGCUCUCCGGCUAUUUUCUGCACCAGAGACUCUUGAAGGGUACAGAACAUCAGCAGAUGGGAAGGCUGAAGUGGUGAGUGCGAGCAAGUCUGUCAAGAUUCUAGAGCUUUCUGAUAUUAUGGUGUUGCAUUUGAUGCGCUUCAGUUAUGGAAGUGAAGGAAGUACCAAGUUGCACAAACCCGUACACUUCCCUUUGGAGCUUGUGUUUGGUCGGGAUUUGCUCGUCUCUCCCCAUUCCGAGGGUCGGAGGUAUGAGCUUGUUGCGACUAUAACGCAUCAUGGGAUGGACCCUUUUAAGGGUCACUAUACAGCUGAUGCCCGCCAUCCGAGUGGCAAGUGGCUGCGCUAUGAUGAUGCUGCCGUCACCCCAAUCCCAACAAGCAAAGUGCUGCAUGAGCAAGCUUACAUUCUCUUCUACAAACAGCUGUAAUUGUACAAUUCAGAAUGAGAGUUGCGCUAUUUUGCUGAUCCAGACUCUCAGCCAUUUGCGGGCGGAUAUUUCUUUGUACAUGUAUUACAGUAGAAGCAAAAAUAGGUGACAGAUCUCACAGAAGGUAACCAUAUAGGAAGGAUUAUGUCUGUCUUUUCUCUUCUCUUUUUUUUUUUCUAAAAAUUAAAUUCCCUGACUCACAACCUUGAAUGCCUCCUUUUAUUUAUAUAUUAACUCCAUUUUAUUUCCCUUCAAAAA